AUGGGGAUAAAUGACAAAUCACCUUAUGAGAUUUUAGGAGUUGGAAGGUAUUCUACCCAAAAGGAAAUCCGAAAACGUUACCUCGAACUAUGUAAAAUAUAUCAUCCGGAUGUAUCCAAGCUAAAGGAUACCACAGCGAGGUUUAAAGACAUCAAAUAUGCUUAUGAAGUACUAACUCACAAGACAAUACCAAAGCAACCUCUCAUAAGGCAUUAUCCCUCUUCGACAGCAACGACAACAAUUGAUACCCAUCUAUGGACCAGGCGAAGUAUCUUGGGUGGUUUUGGUCUCAUGGCAGUUGUGAUAUUUUAUUUGUCAAUGGAUAGGCAGGAAGAGUCUUAUUCAAAAAUAGAAAGUGUCGCUACGCAUAAAUCACCAACACCAUGGAAAGAGGCCGGAAUGAGUUUUCGUGAUUGGAGACAAAAAUAG
Rhizopus microsporus ATCC 52813 is the source of this 429-nucleotide messenger RNA. RefSeq names its product DnaJ-domain-containing protein. The transcript has a single exon. Gene Ontology annotation, molecular function: protein-folding chaperone binding; misfolded protein binding. The coding region runs from base 1 to 429 and encodes 142 amino acids. Gene Ontology annotation, cellular component: endoplasmic reticulum. The record is from RefSeq and is a predicted model, not a curated record. Lineage: Eukaryota; Fungi; Mucoromycota; Mucoromycetes; Mucorales; Rhizopodaceae.